AUGAAGGCACUUGUUCUUAUAUUUUGUAUGUGCACCCUUAGUAUAGCUAGCCGAGAUACUGGAUUUCCAGCUGGACUUAUGGCGGAUUGCCCAGGAAUGACAAAAAAUACAACACUUUCUGAUAAAACGAAGGAUUCACUAACAGUUGUAGCCCUCUGGCCGAGUAAUAAUUGGAUCGGCGUUGAGGAGGUAACUUGUAAGCUCAAUCGUGAAGGAGCUGCUUGUGUGGAUAAACAUCUGGACUUGACGAAGAAAACUGUGAUAUUUAUAAGCGGUUAUUUGGACGCAUCGUUUUCGCCAGUUGUACGAACAGUAGCAACUCCGUACAUCGAACGAGGACGAAACGUGAUUAUUUUGGAAAUAUAUCCAAUACUCCAUCGGACUUAUCCAAUCGCAGCUCGUCUAACGAAGCCCUUAGGUAAUUUCUUAGGUGAAUUCUUAGCAGAACUAACUCGUAGAGGAUUACAUCCAGAUAAACUAGAACUGCUGGGAGGGAGCUUGGGCGCCCACAUAGCUUCAUAUGCAGCUACUAAAUAUCAUGAGCUAACGCAUUUGAAACCGUCACGACUUACUGGUUUGGAUCCAGCGGGUCCAUGCUUCCGUACACUGCCACGUUCAGAACGAUUCAACUCAGACGCAGCGCAUAAAGUCGACGCUGUACACACAAACAUUGAUGGAUUUGGCCUAGCGGAGGCAGUCGGUCAUGUAGACUUUUACAUAAAUGGAGGCGAAUUCCAACCGUCAACAAUGCAAGACUACCUCCUGCCGUGCUUCCAACUCUGCAGUCACGUGCGUUCAGCCGUCUACUGGCUUAUAUCUAAUUACGCCAAAGACAAAUUUCUUGGGGUCAAAUGUGACUCCGUACCACAUGCAAGACAUGGCCAGUGCUACCAUGGGCACUUAGAAAUUAAUGUUCUUGGCCCUAAAACCAAUUUUAGUCGCCAUGGUAUUUAUUACGUACCUACUUUAGAUAUUUUUCCUUACUAUAUGGGUGAAAAGGGCUUAAAAAAGCGACAAUAUGAUGUUAACAAUUAUUUAUUAAAGGUAGCGCCAGAUGAAGAUAUGGUUAUAUGAAAUAAAUUUAGUCGUUUAUCA
Messenger RNA from Melitaea cinxia (Glanville fritillary), 1095 nucleotides. Its product is annotated as lipase member H-A-like. The transcript is spliced from 6 exons. Gene Ontology annotation, molecular function: lipase activity. Bases 1 to 1074 code for a protein of 357 amino acids. NCBI's taxonomy places the organism in Eukaryota, Metazoa, Arthropoda, Insecta, Lepidoptera, Nymphalidae. The record is from RefSeq and is a predicted model, not a curated record.